GGAGACUUCUGGAGGUUGGUGAUUGCUCUGCUCUCUCUGGGAAGAAUCCUACCUGAUCCCUCUAAAGGCCUCCUGCAGUGGCCACAGCCAGCCUGAGAUCUCUGCUGUCAGACAAAGUCUAUCCUUCAGCUGUGCUGUUCCUAGAAGUCACCAUGGAGCAUCACUGUGGCCUGAUCACUGGUGACAAUGAGAAAGUACCACUGAAGAGCAUCUCAGUGACCUUGUCCAUCAGUGACUUUGUGGCUGCUGUGGCUGCCACCUUAAAUUAUGAGAAUGAGGAGAAAGUCCCAUUAGAGGCAAUCUUUGUGUUUCCUAUGGAUGAAGACUCUGCUGUCUACAGCUUCGAAGCCUUAGUGGAUGGGAAGAAAAUUGUGGCAGAGUUGCAGGAUAAGACGAAGGCUCAUAGCGAGUAUGAGGAAGCCCUCUCCCAGGGCCACCAAGCAUACUUAUUGGAAGAGGAUGACUAUUCCAGGGAUGUCUUUUCUUGCUAUGUGGGGAACCUGCAGCCUGGAGCUAAGGUCGCUGUUACCCUGAGGUAUGUGCAGGAACUGCCCUUGGAAACAGAUGGGGCCUUGCGCUACCUGCUCCCAGCAAUCUUGAAUCCAAGAUAUCAGCUCACUGAACAGUCAGCGAACAGUUGCUUGAACACACAGAAACCCACAGCUCCUUUGGAGGACCUGCCUUACACACUCAGCAUGGUUGCCACCAUCACUUCCCAGCAUGGUAUUGAGAGGGUCCAGUCCAAUUGCUCCUUGAGCCCUAUUCAGUACCUCACAGAUGACAAGACUUCGGCUCAGGUUUCCUUGACUGAAGGGCACAAGUUUGACCGGGAUGUGGAACUCCUGAUUUACUACAGUGAAGUGCACAGCCCCAGUGUAGCUGUGGAGAUAGGGAUGCAGGACAUGAAGCCAGAUAGCUUGAUGGGAGCUCCUUCUGCAAUGGUGAGUUUCUACCCAGAUAUCCCAGAAGUGGAGGCCUCAAAGGCCUGUGGAGAAUUUGUGUUUCUCAUGGACCGCUCAGGAAGUAUGGAAUGCCCCAUGAGCACAGAGAAGAAUUCUCAGCUACGCAUAGAGGCUGCCAAGGAAACGCUGUUGCUGUUGCUGAAGAGUCUGCCUAUGGGCUGUUAUUUUAAUAUCUAUGGAUUUGGAUCUUCCUUUGAAAAAUUCUUUCCGGAGAGUGUGAAGUACACUCAGGAAACGAUGGAAGAUGCAGUGAAAAGAGUGAAGGGUUUAAAAGCCGAUUUAGGGGGCACUGAAAUCUUGAUGCCCCUCUGCAACAUUUACAAGGCAGCCUCCAUUCCUGGACACCCCCUGCAGCUCUUUGUCUUCACAGAUGGAGAAGUGAGUGACACAUUCAGUGUCAUUAGAGAAGUUAAGUUAAACAGCAAGAAACACAGAUGUUUCUCUUUUGGUAUUGGACAAGGAGCCUCUACCAGUUUAAUCAAAAACAUCGCCCGGGUAUCAGGAGGCACUUCAGAAUUUAUCACAGGCAAGGAGAGGAUGCAGACCAAGGCUCUUGGGUCUCUCAAGUUUGCGCUACAAUAUGCAGUGGAUAACAUCUCUCUGAAUUGGGAUUUGCCUACUGGUGUGUCUGUUAAAAUGCUUUCUCCAGAGCAGCCUGCCAUCUUUAGGGGUCAGAGGUUAAUCGUCUAUGCACAACUGACUGGGAUUCUGCCUCAGGGGGAGAGCACUGGCGCAGUGUGCAUCAAGCACACCCUCCAGGGCAAGAGUCUGGAAAACAAGGUGACAUUUUCCCUACAACCCAAGGCAGAUGCCAAUUUCACCAUUCACCGGCUGGCUGCAAAGUCCUUGAUUCAAACCAAGGAUUUGGGAUCCCAUGAGGCCUCGGAAGAAGAAGAAGAGGAAGUGAUGAACAUCAGCCUUCAGUCUGGAGUCCUCAGCUCUUUCACAGCCUUCAUUGCCAUCAACAAGGAGCUUAACAAGCCAGUGCAGGGGCCUCUGGCCCACAGAAUGAUUCCUAGGGCAGAGUUCUAUUUAAGUGCCUUGGGAUGCCCAAUGCUAAGAACACCAUGUGUACCAUUAUCCAUGGAAUGCUCAAUGCCAGUAAUAGAAUCAUGUACAUUACCUUCCCUGGGAAGCUCAAUUCUGAGAGCAUCGUGUGCACCAGAUCCUGACAUGACAAAUGUAGAGCCCAUCAAAGAGAAGAAAAAGGCAGAUUCUUCUACUGAGAAAAGCAACUUGCAAAAUGAACACAGAGCAUUUGGAGAGAAUGUUGUGCUGCAGAUAAUUUCUCUCCAAAAGGCAAAUGGCUCGUGGGAGCUGAAUGAAGAUCUGACCAAGAUCCUGAGCACUAAGUUGAAAGACAUCAAAGCUGCAAACCCUGACAAGCAUGGGGACCCCUCUGCCUGGGCUACAGUGCUGGCUGUGGCCUGGUUACAUGCCAAUGGCAAGGAGUUAGAGUGUGAGUGGGAGCUUCUGGAAAGGAAGGCUGUGGCCUGGCUUCAGGAUCAUGCAGGUUCUUCCAUCCCAAUGCUUGUGCAAGCUGCCAAUAGUGUCCUGAAAUUAUCAGUGAAUCCUGCUGUCUUUGGCAUCUAAAGAUGUCACCCAUGAAGACAGAGCCUUUCCUGGCUACAACCAUGUCUGUCACUUCUUGGCUAAGAUAGCUUUUGGGUUCGAUCCAUAUACCUUUUCUUUCUUGUCAUAACAAGAACAUACCCACAGCCUUGCUUAUCAUUCCUGGUACCUUGGCACCUGAUUUUCUAUCCCUAUCAUUUCUUUUGUGAGAAAUUAGCAUAGCCUCUCGACAUAUUUUCUUCAUGGAGACUAUUAUUUUAUUCAUAUGCAGAACGACACAUGAAGUUUUCCAGAACAAUUAUUAUACAAUUACAAUAUAAUGGUUGGCAUAGGAUCUAGAGGAAGCAUGCAGCAUUGACUAUGGGCCAUGCUUAAAUUAAUAACCUGUAUUAUUGUUAUGUGCUCUCUUUGCAGAGCCAUGUAGUAUGGUCAACAAUGGCUUUAAACUCAUGGAAUCAGCCUACCAGGUAGCACAGGCAUGACGGGUGCUUCUCAGUUGAGGACACUACAUGUCUUGAGGACCUCAUGCUGUUAUGGAUUUUUGCUCUGCCUGAUGCUUUCACAUGUCUCUUAAUCUAAAGAUUGUAUAAAAACUCGAAGCAGGUUUCUAGACCCUCACUGAGCCGUGUCAUUGGCACUAAGCAAUAAUAAUGUCUGAUAUCUUUCAGGCAUUGUUGCUGGAACAGGUUAAUGAUUCAGUUACUACGCUGGGAAGGAACUUAGAGAUGUGGAUUGUCAGCAAUGUGUGGAGAGCUUUUGGGGCCACUUGGCAGGAAUCUGACAUUG
Molecule: messenger RNA, 3320 nt
Organism: Arvicanthis niloticus (Nile rat)
Lineage: Eukaryota; Metazoa; Chordata; Mammalia; Rodentia; Muridae
Source: RefSeq, a predicted model, not a curated record